UCGUGAUCAGAAUGGCGCAGGGCGAGACGUUCUUGAGUAAACUAACCGGUCGUAUCUUCACCAAUAUGGUGCCUCAAAUGCCUUUUUCGCGAACAUCUAUUGACAAGAAGACGGUGGACAAGUGUUGGACAUUGAUGGACAAAGUCGUAAAACUUUGCAACAAUCCGCGUGUCAACCUGAAGAACAGCCCGCCAUAUAUUCUCGACAUAUUACCCGACACGUACCGACAACUUCGUCGCAUCUACGCUCGCUAUGAAGACGACAUACCGGCUCUGAAUGAGUGCGAAUACUUUCGCGUCUUUAUCGACAAUCUUACUCAGAAGUGCAAGCAGGUGGUGCGGUUGUUCAGAGAGGGUAAAGAGAAGAUGUACGACAAAGAUUCGAGUUGUCGUCGUGGUCUGACGAAGCUCAGUCUUGUGUUCAGCCACAUGUUUGCUGAGUUGAAGUCUCUGUUUCCCGAAGGCCGCUACAAUGGAGAUGUAUUUCGCAUCACAAAGAGCGAUGCUUCAGAAUUCUGGAAGAAAGCAUUCGGUGCCAGGGCUAUUGUGCACUGGAAAGAGCUCAAACAAAUGUUUCACCAAGUCCAUCCCAUUCAGUCAACUCUGGAAGCGAUUGCAUUAAAAUCAACUAUUGAUCUGACAUGCAAUGGCUAUGUGUCUGUCUUCGAAUUUGAUGUGUUUACACGCCUGUUUCAACCUUGGCAGACUCUGUUGGACAACUGGCAUGCUUUAGCUGUCACUCAUCCAGCAUAUCAAGCAUUCUUAACAUAUGAUGAGGUAAAGGCAAUGCUACAAAAGUGGUUACAUAAACCAGGAACAUACAUUUUCAGGCUAAGUUGUACCAGGUUAGGUCAGUGGGCAAUCGGCUAUGUGACUCAAGAUGCUCAAAUUCUUCAAACAAUUGCACAGAACAAGUCUUUGUGCCAGGCUCUGAUUGAAGGAGCUCAUGAAGGAUUCUACCUGUUUCCUAAUGGAGAAGAUCAUAACCCUGAUCUAUCACAAGAUGUCGGUGUCAAACCAGGAGAUCACUUCAAAGUGACACAAGAGCAAUAUGACAUUUACGUUGACAUAGGAAUGACUUUUCAAAUGUGCAAAAUUUGUGCUGAAAAUGACAAAGAUGUUCGAUUGGAACCAUGUGGUCAUCUGCUUUGUUCAGUAUGCCUUGUCACCUGGCAGGAAUCAGGCGGUACCGGCUGUCCAUUUUGCCGGGAACAGAUUAGAGACUCAUCACCGGUUGUAGUUGAGCCAUUUCAAUCGGAUGUUGUGAAGAAGAAAAAUGAUGUUAAUCCUCCUUCGUUGCCAUUGCCUUAUCCUGGAACUAAACUGUUCUCAAAGGGUGACCAUUCGUUUUCUGGUAAAUGUAUACACUCUUCAGCUGUUGCAGCAAGUAUCACUGUAUCAGAAGGCAGCAACAGAGAUAUGAGUGAUUUGGAGGAUAUCCCACAGCAACAGCUAUUGCCAAACAGGAGCAUUCCUGGACCUAAAAGAUAUGAUAGAGAAACUAGCAAUGGUGCUCCACCUCUUCUUGCCAGACGUGUAAUCCGUACUUAUUCUGCUGGGUCUUCUGUUGCUUUCUCUAUACGAGAAACUCAGAUGGGAGGAUUACUAGCAACAGGAAGUGAAACUGCACAUACUGAUGUUCUUGCUAAGGAUUUAACAAAUCCACCCGUUGGCCAAUCUUGUAGUGAGAUUUGGUCUCGGUCUGCAAGAGCUGUACCUGCCUCAUCUGCACAUUUUGAAAGAACAGAGCUUGAAGUUUUUUUGGAUACAGAUAUACAAUCGCAUGCAGAACUGGCAAGCAGUGCAUUUCUACCUGUACCUCAACAUCAAAAUUGCUCAUGUUCAAAUGCAGUGAAAUAUGUAAAUGUGGAGCACUUGGGUCAUUCAAGUGGGUGCUGUCUCUCUCUGACAGCGGAUGUUUUGGAUGGGAAUAGUUACGAAAUCUCCAAUGAUAGAAAUUUCAACUAUGAUGUCGUGCCAUCAAUCACCAACAUAAGACUACAGUCUGGUGGCAUCAGUUGUCCUGCACAACCACAAGACCUUCAUAACUCACAUCAGAAUUAGGCAACCUCUUGCUACUCUGACCAAGACUAUAAUUCUUCUUUCUGUCUGUGUCCUUUGAAGAAUUUCUUCUCAUAAACUUUCUGUGAAAGUUGCUAAAGCUCACUUCCUCACUUUCUCACUUUUGCACAUGAUAGUUUCAGCUGACCACUAUUAAUAUUGAAGAGGAACUGGAUAGCCAUUUGCCAAUAAACAGUGAAAUGAAGUUUGUGAUAUUCAAUUUUCUUCUGUGGAUUGACACUCAGAAAUAGUAAUAAUAGUGUUCUAUGCCUAGCGCAGUGAUAUGUAAUAGUCGUGAUAUUCUAGAGAACAUUUAUUUCAAAUUUUAACAGUUUUAAAGUUUUAGCUUGUGCAGUCUUACAGCUAACUUAAGUAACAAAUUUUUGCUAUCUGCUGAUCAGGUUAGAUUAAAUGACAAUAACACUACAAAGUACAAUUGAA
Messenger RNA from Corticium candelabrum, 2501 nucleotides. RefSeq names its product E3 ubiquitin-protein ligase CBL-like. The record is from RefSeq and is a predicted model, not a curated record. NCBI's taxonomy places the organism in Eukaryota, Metazoa, Porifera, Homoscleromorpha, Homosclerophorida, Plakinidae. Gene Ontology annotation, molecular function: SH3 domain binding; phosphotyrosine residue binding; calcium ion binding. Gene Ontology annotation, cellular component: plasma membrane; membrane raft. The transcript is spliced from 5 exons. The coding region runs from base 12 to 2063 and encodes 683 amino acids. Gene Ontology annotation, biological process: negative regulation of epidermal growth factor-activated receptor activity; cell surface receptor signaling pathway.